GAUGGGCACAUCCAAACAAGAAAGUUAAAAUCUACCCUAACAGGCACUGUAUUUCUAUUGGGCAACCCUAGCUAGAUUCCUGUUAUUUUGUUAAAAUUUUCAAUGGAUAAAAUUAAUGAUGAACUGAAUGUAACAUAUAUUACCUUUGGGGGACAUGUCGAAUUGCAGAAAUACAGAUUUCUGUACUUUGCAGUCACGUUUACUGUGUAUCUUCUAAUAAUCUGCAGUAACUCAACCAUCUUGUAUCUCAUCUGGAUCCACAAAAGCCUUCAUGAACCUAUGUACAUUUUCAUUGCAGGUUUGCUUUGUAACUCGCUUUUUUUAAGUACAAACAUUUAUCCAAAACUUCUGAUCGACCUUUUAUCUGACUUUCAGAUUAUAACGUUUUUGUCAUGUAGAAUUCAGGCUAUGAUUUAUUACUCUUUAAGUGGUUCUGAGUUUCUCCUUUUGGCAGCCAUGGCCUACGACAGGUACGUCUCCAUCUGUAAACCUCUGCAAUAUCAAACUAUUAUGAGAAAAAAAACUGUGACUACUUUGCUGGUUUUAGCUUGGCUUUUGCCACCCUGUCAGCUUGUACCUGGGUUUAUAUUAGGUAAUAGUUUAAAAAUCUGUAAUUAUACUUUGAAUGGAAUUUUUUGCAACAAUGCUGUUACAAAGCUGUACUGUAUGAGCUCAAAUGGAUCCUAUAUUAUAUAUGGUGUGUUUCUGGUAUUUAACACUGUAUUUGUUCCUUUGGUGUUCAUACUUUUUACCUACAGUAAAAUACUCAUUAUAUCCUAUAGAAGAGGCUCAAUUGUCAGGAAAAAGGCUGUGCAGACGUGUACUCCACACCUGCUGAUACUAAUCAGUUUUUCCUUUUUGUGUUCAUAUGAUGUUAUCAUAGCCCGACUGGAAAUUGAUUUACCCAGAACUGCACGUUCAAUAAUGACUUUACAGGUGGUUUUGUAUCAACCUCUUUUUAAUCCAGUAAUCUAUGGUCUAAAGAUGACAGAUAUCAAUAAACAACUCAAGAGGCUUUUCAGUCGAGGCAGAUUCUGUGUAUCUGCUGCACUGAUAAAUAAUUGACAGUUUGUCUCCAAUCUGAUAUUGAUAUAUGAUUUGAAUAUCUUAAAAUAAAUUACAGCCAUAGAUCUAGUGUCUUGUGAGUAUAAUGACAUAUGUGUAAUUACAUCUUAUAGUUCAUUAACAUAAGGUUUCUGAAAAUCAAACUUAAAUGUUCUGUUCAUAGUUUUUCUUCUAUUGCUUUUAUUGUAAAAUAUUAAUAUAUUGUUAUCUUUUCUUGUUUUUUCGUAGUUUGACCUAAUUAUGUUAA
Fundulus heteroclitus (mummichog) is the source of this 1312-nucleotide messenger RNA. RefSeq names its product olfactory receptor 10AG1-like. Lineage: Eukaryota; Metazoa; Chordata; Actinopteri; Cyprinodontiformes; Fundulidae. Gene Ontology annotation, molecular function: olfactory receptor activity; G protein-coupled receptor activity. Gene Ontology annotation, biological process: G protein-coupled receptor signaling pathway. The coding region runs from base 103 to 1065 and encodes 320 amino acids. The record is from RefSeq and is a predicted model, not a curated record. The transcript has a single exon. Gene Ontology annotation, cellular component: membrane.